Messenger RNA from Chanos chanos (milkfish), 267 nucleotides. RefSeq names its product MLLT11 transcription factor 7 cofactor (gene mllt11). Bases 1 to 267 code for a protein of 88 amino acids. Gene Ontology annotation, cellular component: nucleoplasm; cytosol. Lineage: Eukaryota; Metazoa; Chordata; Actinopteri; Gonorynchiformes; Chanidae. The transcript has a single exon. The record is from RefSeq and is a predicted model, not a curated record. Gene Ontology annotation, biological process: positive regulation of release of cytochrome c from mitochondria; positive regulation of mitochondrial depolarization; positive regulation of DNA-templated transcription.
AUGCUGGACACUGCUAGCAACCAGUAUGACUCCUUCUUAUUUUGGAGGCAGCCCAUUCCAGCGCUUGACCUCUCAGAACUUGAGGACUUGGGCUUGUGUGAGUCAAAACCAGUCAAAUGCACUCAGCACACAAAGACACAGAAGAGCUCCCCAAACCAUCAAGAGCAGAAGGAGGAGGAGAUGGAAUUGUCUGAUUUCACCACUUUCAACUACUGGAAGGAGCCCAUCCCUCGUAUUGACACCUUGGAUUUUAAUCUGAUCCUGUGA